This is a messenger RNA of Empidonax traillii (willow flycatcher), 1635 nucleotides long. RefSeq names its product MSL complex subunit 1 (gene MSL1). Gene Ontology annotation, cellular component: MSL complex. The record is from RefSeq and is a predicted model, not a curated record. The transcript is spliced from 8 exons. The coding region runs from base 3 to 1169 and encodes 388 amino acids. NCBI's taxonomy places the organism in Eukaryota, Metazoa, Chordata, Aves, Passeriformes, Tyrannidae.
CGAUGGGCGCCGGCGGAGGGUCGCCCGGGCAGGCCGCCUGCCUGCGGCAGAUCCUGCUGCUCCAGCUGGACCUGAUCGAGCAGCAGCAGCAGCAGCUGCAGGCCAAGGAGCGGCAGAUCGAGGAGCUCCGGGCCGAGCGCGAUACGCUCCUGGCGCGGAUCGAGCGCAUGGAAAGGCGGGUGCAGCUGGUGAAGAAGGACAGCGAGCGGGAGAAGCACCGCAUCUUCCAGGGCUUUGAGGUGGAUGAGAAGCCGGAGGCAGAGGCAUGUGAGAAGCUGCCCCUAGAGUGCCCCCAGGACCUGCUGGAGCCCCCCCCGACCCUGCAGCCCAAGCACUUCCCCUACGGCAGGAACGGGAAGGGGCAUAAAAGGAAGCCGACGUUCGGGAGCGCGGAGAGGAAGACGCCCGUUAAAAAACUGGUGUCGGAGUUCCCCAAAGUGAAGAGUAAAACUCCAAAGCACUCCCCGGGGAAAGAGGAGUCGGGUGGCUCCUUGGCCGAAACUGUUUGUAAACGAGAACUGCGGAGCCAAGAGACUCCGGAAAAACCCCGGUCGCUCCUGGAGACCCCGCUCCGAGCCUCGGCCCCGCCGAAGGGCCCCGGCGCCCACCCCAAGGAGAAGGGCUUGGGCAGCGAGGCCGACGACCUGCCCUAUCUCUCCACCACCGAAAUGUACUUGUGCCGCUGGCACCAGCCGCCCCCGUCGCCGCUGCGGGAGCCUUCCCCGAAAAAGGAGGAGACUGUAGCAAUUCCGUCUUGGAGGGACCAUGUCGUGGAGCCCCUGAGAGACCCCAACCCCUCGGACCUCCUGGAGAACCUGGACGACAGCGUCUUUUCCAAACGGCAUGCGAAGCUGGAGCUGGAUGAGAAACGAAGGAAAAGGUGGGACAUCCAGCGGAUCAGGGAACAGAGAAUCCUACAGCGGCUGCAGCUCCGAAUGUACAAAAGGAAAGGGAUUCAGGAGUCGGAACCUGAAGUUACCUCAUUUUUCCCUGAGCCAGAUGACGUGGAAAGUUUGCUCAUCACCCCGUACCUGCCCGUCGUCGCCUUUGGCCGGCCCCUACCCAAACUGACCCCACAGAACUUCGAGCUGCCAUGGCUGGACGAGCGCAGUCGCUGCCGGCUGGAGGUGCAGAAGAAGCAGACGCCGCACCGGACCUGUCGGAAAUAACGGGGGCUCCGGGAGCUCCGAACGCCCGCUCCGUGCCGACGGAUGGUUUCGUUCCUCUGCCAUCCCAGUUUUGUUCUCUUGGGUUUUGGGACGUUCUCCGGACUCGUUCCCUCCUCCCCUGCGCUGGCACUGGCCGAGGCUCCGCAGCGGCUGCUCCGCUCCCGUGGCCUUGGGAUUUGGGAUAUCGCCGUGGGGAUCAGCAGGGCCCAGUCCUGGUGUCUGGGGGUGCCGUGUCCCCUCGGGACUCGCCCGCCGCCGCCUUCGUGUUGCGUUUAGUUAGAAAACGGGAUAAACAACGGGUUUUUGUCGGAGCCAGACGGGAACUGGGAAGUUGGAGGCGCCUGGGAGCCACUUUUGGGGUGUUUUUCCCCAGUCUUUGGGGAGUUUUCCCCCCUCCUCUGGAGUGUGUUGGCGGGGGCAGAGGGGGGAGAGUUAAAAAGCAAAAAUUUUUUUUUUUUUUUUUUUU